AUGGCCAGACAAGGAGAUGGUUUUGAGGGAAACGUGCAACAUCUUCAACAUAAUCCUAUAUACAACUGCAAAACAUGCAACAAGGAUUUUGAACAUGCUAUUCACUGUUACUACUUGGUUGUACGUGUCUCUGAUGACUCAAAGGGAGAAGUCAAGUUUUUGCUUUUCAACAAUAUUGCGGAGAGGCUCAUUAGGAGACCUGCGUUUGAGUUAGUCCAAGAGGCUGGUCAGGAAAAUCCACAUUUUCUACCUCAGUCUCUAACUGAUUUGAUUGGGAGAAAACUUCUAUUUAAGAUUACUAUCGCAACAAGACAAGGUCCCAACAUGACACGCCAUAGUAUCCCGACUGGUCCAGCAGUGUCUGUAGAAGAUGCACCUCGUGAAGCUACUCAAAGUCCAUUCCAACAAACCAAAACCAAUGAAUUCAUUCCUCCACCAAGGUUCAUCGUCGAGGAUCAUCCUGAAGCUUACAAUAAUCGAUAUGCAAUGGAAAGUGAGUCUGAAAAUGAAAAUGAUAAUGAAGAUGAGGAGAAUCAGACUUACACUACCUAUCCAGCUGGAGAGACUUUGAUAAACACAUCACCACAACAUAUCCCACAAGAAACUAAUAAUACAGUUACUUCGCCUAUUGUCAUUGGGAUACAAAAAAACGGUUACUACGACGACGGAGAUCCAGGUUGGAAUUUUGUACUUCCUCGGCUCGCGAAUCCUCCAAUGGAGUUAAUGACUUUGUUAUGCAAAGGAGACGAGUUAAGCAAACAUUAUCGAGAGUUCAUACGAGCUUACAAUAUGAUGUUCUCUUUCACAUCUCUUGGGGGGAAGAUAGAUCAUUCUAUUAACAAUGGUCGUGGACCAUUUGUUUUCCGAAUGUCCGGUGAGAACUAUCAUCGUAUUGGUGAUAUAGUUCCCGAGCCUGGACAAGCUCCAAAAUUUUCCCAGCUCUAUAUCAUUGACACUUUAAAUGAGAUCAAAAAUAGACUUGACGCUUAUGCCGGGUCUGACAGAGCUGCUGCUAAGAAACUAAGAGAACCACUUGUUCUUCUUCUGAAGAAUAUGUUAGAUCAGUGUAACCCUCAUGUCAAGGCUUUUAGGUCUGCAAGAGACAGAUUCGACGUGGAAGGAUCAACAGGUUAUAGGAUGAGAUUGAUUGAAAGUCGACAAUCUGAUGGACGGACCCAUAAUCUGCCGACUGCAAAUGAAGUUGCUGCUUUGAUACCUGGAGAUUUUGUUUUAAAUAUGGAGACACGAGAUAUUGUUCUAGAGAGUACAAGUGGAAAGUUGCAAAGGAUAAGUGAAUUACAUCCGGCGUAUUUGCCUCUGCAAUAUCCACUAUUGUUUCCAUAUGGAGAGGAUGGCUUUCGAUUAAAUAUUCCUAUUGGUUUUGAAGACAGCACUGCGAGAAAACGCAAGAAUGUAACUAUGCGUGAGUACUUUGCAUUUCGGAUUUUAGAGAGGAGGUGGGAAGCACCUACAAUUACAAGAUCAGGCAGAUUGUUUCAUCAGUUCCUUGUGGACGCUUACACAAUGAUAGAAUCGAGUAGACUACGUUACUUGUGGCUGAAUCAGAAAAAGCUCCGGUCAAGUAGUUACGCUGCAAUCCAGAAAGCAGCUACAAGAGCUGGAGCUAAGAUGGCGGAACAAGGGAGCCGAAUUUUCAUUCCAGCAACUUUCACCGGGGGAAAAAGGUAUAUGAAGCAGCACUACUAUGAUGCCAUGGCUCUGUGCAAAUACCAUGGAUUUCCCGAUAUUUUCAUCACUUUUACGUGUAAUCCAAAAUGGCCUGAAGUUACAAGGUAUCUGAAAAAAUAUAACCUGACCACCGAAGACAGGCCAGAAAUAUUGUGUAGAGUUUUCAAGAUGAAACUCGAUAAUCUUAUCGGCGAGUUGACUAAAAAGAACGGCUCCUUAUUCGGUCCUGUUGCUGCAGUAAUGUACACGAUUGAGUUUCAAAAAAGAGGAAUGCCACACGCUCAUAUUCUUGUCUUCAUGGAAAAAGGAUCAAAAUUUCCAACAGCCGAUGAUAUAGAUAAGAUUAUUUCCGCUGAAAUACCAGACAAGACAGUAGAUCCAGACCUGUAUGUGAUCGUUGGGGAUUGUAUGAUGCAUGGUCCUUGCGGUGCAGCAAAGAAGGAUAAUGUAUGUAUGGUUAACGGUAAAUGUUCUAAGAUGUUUCCGAAACCUCUCAACAUCAGGACAUCGAUUGACGCAAAUGGAUUUCCAGCUUACAUGCGUCGGAUUGAUGGUAGGUUCAUUGAGAAAAAUGGAAUCAGAUUAGACAAUGGAUUUGUUGUACCAUACAACAGAGACCUCAUGCUUCGAUAUCGCGCCCAUAUGAAUGUAGAGUGGUGCGUCCAAACACGAGCUGUUAAGUAUCUUUUCAAAUAUAUUCAUAAGGGACCUGAUUAUGCCUCAGCUGCAAUGGAUAAAGAAGAUGAAGAUGGCGUCAUUGACGAAAUCAAAACAUAUUACGACUGCAGAUAUAUUACUGCAUGCGAGUCGUCUUGGCGGAUUCUUGCUUUUCCUACACAUUUUCGUACUACUUCUGUAGAGAAACUUGGCUUUCAUCUUCCGGAUCAGGAACUGGUAUUUUUUGAUGAAGACGAACCUAUUGAGAGUAUUCUCAACAAAAAGACUGUCAACCAAUCCAUGUUUUUGGCCUGGUUCAUAGCAAACAGAAAAUAUGCAGAGGCAAGAGAGUUGACAUAUGCGGAAUUUCCAACAAAAUUCGUUUGGAAAUCAGGUACGAGAGAAUGGGUACCACGGAAACGAGGCUUUGCGAUAGGGAGGAUUGCGCAUAUUCAGCCAUCAGGUGAUGAGCUAUAUUUCUUAAGAGUAUUGCUAAACUGGGUAAGAGGGCCGACAUCAUACGAGGAUAUAAGAACAGUUGAUGGUGUUUUAUAUCAUACAUACGAAGAUGCUUGCUAUGCGUUGGGAUUGAUGGAUGAUGACAAGGAAUUCAUAGAAGCUAUCAAAGAUGCCAGUGACUGUAGUUCUGCGACGUAUGCAAGGAAGCUUUUUGCGAGAAUGUUGGUUUCCAAAUCGUUGUCUCAGCCUCAUGUAGUGUGGGAAGCUACUUGGGAGUAUCUUACCGACGAUAUUCUUUACAAGAAGCGGCGAGAAACUGGACGACCUGAUAUGAACUUGACCAUAGAGCAGAUCAAAAAUAUUGCUCUUACUGAGAUCGAAAAUCAUUUGCUCAGCAAUGGUCGUAGCCUCAAGAAAUGGCCCCACAUGCCAAAGCCAGAAAAUUUUGGAGAUUACAAUGGCAAUCGCCUUAUAGAUGAUGAGCUUAAUUAUGUUGUGGAAGAUCAGCUAAAGGAAAAUGAAAGACUUAUGGCGAUGAUAACAGAUGAGCAAAGAGGGGUAUACGAACAGAUUCUGGAUGCAGUUUUAAAUGAUAGCGGUGGAGUGUUCUUUCUUUAUGGUUAUGGAGGCACAUGA
This is a messenger RNA of Brassica napus (rape), 3441 nucleotides long. RefSeq lists its product as uncharacterized. The coding region runs from base 1 to 3441 and encodes 1146 amino acids. Gene Ontology annotation, biological process: telomere maintenance; DNA repair. The record is from RefSeq and is a predicted model, not a curated record. Gene Ontology annotation, molecular function: DNA helicase activity. The transcript is spliced from 12 exons. NCBI's taxonomy places the organism in Eukaryota, Viridiplantae, Streptophyta, Magnoliopsida, Brassicales, Brassicaceae.